UCCACCCACACCGUAUUAUUUAUAGGAAGCUGCUGAGGAGAUAAUUGGAAAUCUCAGGGACUAUCUCGACGACAAGCAUGAACUAAAAAAACACAUUUACCUUUCCUUUGCCAUAAGUAACUUGGCCAAAAAUGAAGAGUUUAGUAAAAUUAAAGAAACGAUCGAGCAUCUUUGUAGUCUUAGCAGUGACAAUCAAAUGCACCCAGUGAGAUGGUUCCAACUGGAAAUGGAUUUGGCAAAGAAGAGUGAGCAAAAGCCAAUCAUAGAUAUAAAAGAGCUGCGUGAAAUAGCGCGCUCAGUGGGGAUCCUUGAGGCCGAGUUACAUGAAAUGUUCAUUCCUUACCAUCACCGUCUGGGAGACGUCCUACACUUCAAAGUUGAUGGACUGGAAAAUGUCGUCAUACUGGAUCCACAGUGGUUGGCAGAUCUUUUUUCUAAAAUCAUGACCCCGCCCGUCAGUAAAAGUGGAGAGGAUCGCCUGGAUUUUCUGAAACUAGGUCUGGAAAAAGGAGAACUAGACGAGGAGGUGUUUGAUGUGUAUUUGCAGGAGAAAAAGAUGACCAAAAGAAGACAGAAGUAAUUCAACUGAUGGAGCAUUUCGACCUGAUAUUUGACAUAUCUGAAUCAGUUGAAUCCCCAAGGAUGCCACCCUCACAGCCUGGAAGGAGAACAUUCGUCGUGCCUUGUAUGCUGAAAUACAAUGACCUGGCGGAUUAUAAGCUUUCUGAGAUUGCUCUAAAAACAUCUUUAUUCAUCUCAUUUCCUCACGGUUUCUUUCCUCCGGGGCUGUUCCAUCGUUUGAUCAUCCGUCUAUUUAGGAAGUAUAAACCUUACCAUUGUGUAAAUGGCAUCCCAGAUGUUAGUUUUGACCACGCCUCCUUCCGUCUGGAAGACAAAACAUCUGUGCUUCAUCUCUUCACUGCAGAAAAGGACAUUGAACUAGUGAUAGAUAACGCUGAGCGUAACAUAUACUUCAACGCACGACAAACAGUGGAAGACGAGUUGUCCUAUCUUCAAGAGACAUACUGUCCCAGAAUGCAUUUUGGCUACUUUAUCAGGGUAAACGAUAAGAGACGCAAAAUUCCGAUAGAAGCAGAGACCGUUCUAAAAACAGAUGCCAUCCGUGUAUGCGUAGAGAAAUCUGACGAAGAGAUUGAGCUGAAACCAUAUCGUGUUUGGUUUACAACGGUUGAGAAAAAACCACGUAGUCCUCAAAGUCUGGAGGCAGGUAAGGUUGCUGCACGUUUAUGUACCGAACAUGAAUGCUGCCAUUGGCAACAACAAAUAGGGGUUUUGAUAGUUCAAUGCCGGUGA
Lingula anatina is the source of this 1314-nucleotide messenger RNA. RefSeq lists its product as uncharacterized. The record is from RefSeq and is a predicted model, not a curated record. Gene Ontology annotation, molecular function: cysteine-type endopeptidase activity. NCBI's taxonomy places the organism in Eukaryota, Metazoa, Brachiopoda, Lingulata, Lingulida, Lingulidae. Gene Ontology annotation, biological process: proteolysis.